AUGGAUUUGUGGUUAUUGUUGAUUAUUGGUGCCUUUGUUGGGGCUGCCUUUUUUAUAUAUAGAAUGUAUACAAGCCAAAAAACCGCUACAAAAGCAUCGGGAGACGAUUAUUCAUCAUCAUCAUCCGAUUCAGACAGUGAACCUGAGGAAGAAAUCGAGGAAAGAGAAUUUACUUUGGAGGAACUUCAUAAAUAUAACGGAAUUGACAGCCCAGAAAAGAAAAUUUAUGUCAGCGUUUGCGGAAAAGUUUUCGAUGUCACUGGUUCUGGCUUCUAUGGACCUAAUGAAACCUAUGACAUGUUUGCUGGGCAUGAAAGCUCUGUAGCAUUGGCUAAAAACGAACUUAAACCAUCUCUUUUGGAUCAAAUGGACCUCUCCAGUUUGAAUGCUUUCGAAAAAGAUCAAUUGAACUCUAUGUUUUCUCACUUUGAAUUUAAGUAUAGAGUUGUUGGAUGGUUAAAGGAAUUUGAAGAAGCCAACAAGAAGGAUAAAUAA
Molecule: messenger RNA, 495 nt
Organism: Naegleria lovaniensis
Lineage: Eukaryota; Heterolobosea; Eutetramitea; Acrasida; Naegleriidae
Exons: 1
Coding region: 1-495 (164 amino acids)
Cellular component (GO): endomembrane system; membrane
Source: RefSeq, a predicted model, not a curated record